This is a messenger RNA of Lycium barbarum (goji berry), 1686 nucleotides long. RefSeq lists its product as uncharacterized. The transcript has 2 exons. The record is from RefSeq and is a predicted model, not a curated record. The coding region runs from base 1 to 1686 and encodes 561 amino acids. Lineage: Eukaryota; Viridiplantae; Streptophyta; Magnoliopsida; Solanales; Solanaceae.
AUGAGGCAAGCAUUUGUAGACGGUAUUGAUGCUUUUGUUGACUAUGCAAUGACACUUGAAACUUUUCAAAUUCAUGGCUUGGUUAGGUGCCCUUGUGUAGUAUGUCAAUGUAGGAAUUACGAAACACCAGAGAUUGUUAGGCUUCAUCUCUAUAAAGAUGAGUUUGAAGAAAAUUAUACAGUGUGGACUAGUCAUGGAGAAACGGAUAGUAGUUUUGGUAGAUUUCAAAACUUUGUUGUUGGUGAAAGUAGUAGGGCGGUGCAACCUAAUGUCCAAAAUUCUAGAAUGUACGACAUGGUUCAAGAUGCUUAUGGGAUACAUUCCGAAUUUGAAUCCGGUAACCAUGAUGAAGAAGCUCCAAAUGAAGAAGCUAGUCGUUUUUUUGAACAGUUGAAAAAUGCUAGUCGGCCUUUAUAUGAAAGGAGUCCCCACUCUCAAUUGUCUAUUGCUGUUAGAUUAUUAAGCAUCAAAGCAGAUUGGAAUGUUCCUCAAGGUGCAAUGGAUGCUGUGAUUAGCCUUAUACAUGAAUUAGUUGACCCAAAAUUAGAGAUACCUGAAAAUUACUAUAAGGCAAAAAGAUUAGUGUCUAAGUUAGGACUCUCGUCGAUGAGAAUUGAUUGUUGUGAAAGUGGAUGCAUGCUAUACUAUAAGGGUGACAACAGUCUAGAAUUUUGUAAGUUUUGUGGAAGAGCUCGUUUUAAGCGGACUCGUAGCGGGAAGAGGGUUGUCGUUAAGGCGAUGCAUUACUUACCUCUUACACCAAGGUUAAAGAGGUUGUAUGCAUCAAAUAGCUCCGCUCCUCAUAUGAGAUGGCACAGUGAAAAUAGAAGGCCGCCUGGUGUUAUAUGUCAUCCAUUAGACGGAGAGGCUUGGAAGCAUUUUGACGCAACAUAUCCAGACUUUGCGGCUGAACCACGAAACAUUAGGUUGGGUUUAUGUUCAGAUGGAUUCGCUCCACAUUCUGUUUCUGCUGCACCAUAUUCUUGCUGGCCGGUUUUCUUAACACCGUAUAAUCUUCCACCUGAGUUGUGUAUGACUAGUCCAUAUAUAUUCCUUAAUUGCAUCAUUCCUGGCCCACGUAAUCCAAAAGUUUUAAUUGAUGUAUACUUGCAACCUUUGAUUAAUGAGUUGAAAAUAUUGUGGCUUGAAGAGGUUGAGACGUUUGACGUUUCUCUUAAGCAGAAUUUUAAUUUGCGGGCCACCUUAAUGUGGACUAUUAAUGAUUUUCCUGCCUACGAGAUGUUGUCAGGGUGGAUGACUGCUGGAAAGUUAGCUUGUCCUUACUGCAUGGAGAAUACUAAAUCGUUCACUUUAAAACAUGGCAGAAAAAAUUCAUGGUUUGAUUGUCACCGAGAGGAAAUUUGGGAGAGGGUUGAGUACUUUCCGAAAGUUACUGAAGAACCACCGUACAAGUUCGAUGGGUAUGGGGUUGCACAUAACUGGACCAAACAGAGCAUAUUUUGGGAGUUACCAUAUUGGAAGGAUAAUAUUCUCCGGCAUAAUCUUGAUGUCAUGCACAUUGAAAAAAAUUACUUUGACAAUUUGUUCAACACAGUGAUGGAUGUUAAGGGCAAGACAAAAGAUAAUCCAAAGGCUAGAUUGGACUUACAGGAAUAUUGUAGGCGUAGAGAGUUAUGGUUGCAGGACAAACGAAACGGGGUCUUCAAGCCUAAGUCUAGUUAUUAA